Molecule: messenger RNA, 1658 nt
Organism: Trifolium pratense (red clover)
Lineage: Eukaryota; Viridiplantae; Streptophyta; Magnoliopsida; Fabales; Fabaceae
Product: sucrose transport protein SUC8-like
Exons: 5
Coding region: 18-1538 (506 amino acids)
Biological process (GO): sucrose transport
Cellular component (GO): plasma membrane; vacuole
Molecular function (GO): sucrose:proton symporter activity
Source: RefSeq, a predicted model, not a curated record
UUCAAUCUCUUUCUCCAAUGGUGAAUCCUUCAACCAAUAACGAAAUUGGCAUUACAAGACAAUCCCUUAAUGUAGAGGCUGCUACACAAGGGAACCUUAACUCUAUCCUUAAGAUGACGGCGGUGGCCUCCAUCGCCGCCGGCAUCCAAUUCGGGUGGGCCCUACAACUUUCCUUGUUAACACCAUACAUCCAGUUGUUGGGAGUCCCACAUAAGUGGGCUGCCAACAUUUGGCUAUGUGGCCCAAUUUCAGGCAUGAUUGUCCAGCCACUCGUUGGCUACUACAGUGAUCGAAGCACUUCGCGUUUCGGUCGUCGUCGCCCUUUCAUCUUCUUUGGCGCCAUUGCAGUUGCAAUUGCAAUCUUCCUCAUUGGCUACGCAGCCGAUCUUGGCCACUCGUUAGGUGAUGACCUGACGAAAAAAACACGACCCCGUGCAGUGGUCAUCUUUGUUUUGGGCUUCUGGAUACUUGAUGUCGCCAAUAAUAUGCUCCAGGGACCUUGUCGUGCCUUCAUUGGCGACCUCGCCGCAGGUGACCACCGUCGAAUGAGAACAGGCAACGGCUUAUUCUCGUUCUUUAUGGCUGUCGGUAAUAUCCUUGGUUAUGCUGCUGGCUCCUACAACAAACUCCACGAAAAGUUCCCUUUCACACAGACCAAAGCUUGCGACGAGUUUUGCGCAAACCUCAAAACAUGUUUCUUCUUCUCAAUAUUCCUCCUUGUCGUACUUUCUACCUUCGCUCUACUUUACGUAGAAGACAUCCCAAAUACAUCGUCAAAACCACAAUCAGAAUCAGAACCACAAGUUUCUUCUUUCGGGGAGUUGGUAGGUGCAUUCAGUGGACUCCAGAAACCGAUGUGGUUGCUAAUGUUAGUGACAUCCAUCAAUUGGAUUGCAUGGUUCCCAUUCUUCUUGUACGACACUGAUUGGAUGGGUCAUGAAGUGUACGGUGGAAAUCCAGGGGAUGAGGUAUACAACAAAGGAGUUCAAGCGGGGGCAUUGGCACUCAUGAUCAAUGCUGUUGUGCUUGGUUUCAUGUCGUUGGCAGUGGAACCGUUGGGGCGUUUUGUUGGGGGUGCGAAGAGGUUGUGGGGGGUUGUAAAUAUAAUUCUCGCUAUUGGACUCGCAAUGACGGUACUCAUCACCAAGGCAGCAGAACAUGAACGUCACAUUAGCAACGUCGUUGGAAAACCCUCUCACGGUGUUAAGGCUGCUGCAUUCUCUUUCUUCGGCAUCCUUGGAAUUCCUCUUGCAAUUAAUUUCAGUGUCCCGUUUGCUUUAGCAUCUAUUUAUUCGAGCUCAUCAGGCACCGGACAAGGUUUAUCUUUGGGAGUUCUCAAUAUUUCAAUUGUGGUUCCACAGAUGAUAGUAUCGUCAUUAGGUGGACCAUGGGAUUCUUUGUUUGGUGGUGGCAACUUGCCAGCGUUUGUGGUCGGUGCCGUGGCGGCAGUCAUCAGUGCUAUAUUGGCGAUUGUCCUUCUACCUAAUCCAAAGCCGGAAGACAUGGCUAAGGCUUCCGUUGGAGGUGGUUUUCAUUAAUUAUAGUAGAGUUUAAAUUUUUCUUUUUUGUGUCGAGAACUAUUUGAACAUUUUGAUUUAAAUAUGCUGUGUGUUGGAUAUAUUGUGUCCCACCAAAUUCCAUUUUUGUGGCAUGCACUA